GCCCCCCGUGCAACUGAGUUCUGCAGCUAUCAUACAACGCGUUUCGACGACAAAAAACAAACGUCCGUUCGGAGUUCUUUCGCUCGGCGCUGCUAAACGCCACAGACCGAUACGCAACAUUUAGUCCAAUUGCAAAUCGCAAAAUCGUUAAAAGCUUAAAGUUAGCCGAGCGGCGGAGCUCAAGAAUCAACGAAAACGGUGUCAGAGAGAAGAGAGAGGGGGUGCACACUACUAUACGAAGGGUGAAAGCAGCGCGACGAUCAUGCGACGACGGCCACUUUGAGCAAGUGAGAGAGAGAGAGAGAGAGAGAGAGAGAGAGAUAGAGAGAGAGAGAGAGACAGACAGAGACAGAGAGAGCGCGCGCGCGAACGACUGACCGACAAAAAAAAAUAAUAAAGGAGUACCAUCGUCGGCCAGCCGAGUGAUACGGGUGCAUUUUCUCCGUUCUAAAUUUAAGGCGCCGGACAAGUGGAGUUUCUCAUGCAGACGCUACGCAAGAAAAAUAGCCCAUGCAAGCUGAAAAACGAACCCGGCCGCUUUAUGGGGGAAGGCGUGUCUUUCAAAGCAAAGCUCAUCGGUAUCUUAGAGGUAUCAGAGGCUCGAGGAGAUCGAAUGUGUCAAGCCGCGCUUGCCGAUUUAAAAAUGGCGAUAAGAGCUGCUGGUGAGCACAAACAACGAAUCACUGUUCAGAUUAGUAUCGAUGGACUUCGCUUGAGGGACGAAAAAGCUGGAGACUGUUUAUAUCACCACCCUGUUCAUAAAAUAUCAUUUAUAGCACAAGAUAUGAGCGACAGUCGAGCAUUUGGUUAUAUUUUUGGUUCACCUGAUACUGGUCAUAGAUUUUUUGGAAUUAAGACUGAUAAAGCUGCGAGCCAAGUUGUCAUUGCCAUGCGUGACCUUUUUCAAGUUGUAUUCGAACUGAAGAAAAAAGAAAUUGAAUUGGCAAAGCAACAUAUUGAACACAGUGCUAUUCGAUGUGGAAUAUAUUCAUCUGGAAGAUCGCCCGAUUCAAAAGGAGCAGCUGGAAGCGAAACUUCACUUCAUAGAACUGAUAGCGAAAGGUCUAGAAAACAUGAUGCACAAGGGGGAGUCGUUGCUGAUUUAUUGGGCUUACAAUUUGAAUUGAAUUCACUCCAACAAGGUAUUCACCAAAUGGAUAAGAUAACUCCUGAUAAUCCUGGACCAGUCGAAGAUCCAUUUGAAUCAGAUCCUUUUGGAGAUUCUUUUGCAAACAUGAAGCAGAUUCAAGAGCAAGUUCAACCAAAAUUACCGCCACCGCCUUCAUCAGCCAAACGUGGACACAUGGAAAGACAGCAGACUUUAACACAAACACCAGCUUCGGGUACAUCUAGUCCAGCUAAUGUAACUAAUAGUAGUAAUAAAACCCCGCCUCCAUCUGGUUCAACUCAUUGGUUUGAUAAAGAAACUGAAGACUUAUUCAACGAAGGAGAAUCAUCUAAUUUACCACGAAAAAAUUCAUCGAGCGAUGAAGAUAAAGAACCACCUUCGACAACAACAACACAGGAUCGUUAUAAACAAUUGGAUUUAUUCUCCGAACUAGAUCCUCUAGGUACAGGUAUUAAAAAACCUUAUGUAGAUAAAAGAGACUUUUUCCAGCACUUAAAAAAUCCACCGAAAAAGAUCUUGAAAGACUUAGCCUCAACCAAUUCUGAAGAUACAUUCCCCACUAAUUUUAAUAUUACAUCUGAUUCAAUAGAGUCUAGUAAUGCCAAUACAACUGAGCAAGAGACGAGUCAAUUUGAAGAUAGAGAGUUUGCUGAGUUUGAUAAGUUUAAGGAUAAAGAUGGAAAAACUUCGACAGAAAAAGUUUCACCAAAGCCUCGCCAUAACGAUUAUAAUAAGAGAACGAUUCAACACCAAUCCUUAUCCGUUUCAUUGCCACCUGAAGAAACUUCUAAAAAUGCUUCACAUAAUUAUUCUAUGUCAACUUCCAUAACUUCUAGCCGUUGUGAUAGCAAAGAUUCCAGUGAGACUACCCAGUGUUUAGUAAAAUUACCUAGUCCAAAAAAGUAUAUGCAUUCUUCACGUAAAGAUUAUACCUCUGAAUAUGCUAGUAGUAAGUCUCAGUCAGUAGACAAGUCAUUUCCCAUUGAUUUUUCUUCUACAAGUGAUUCGCCAGCUUCUCCAAUGAGGUCCUGUUCAUCUGGUGCUAAUUCUAGAUUAUCAAGUUCAAGUGCAGAAAUGGAGAAUGUUCCUGAACCUCCUCCGAGAGGUGCUGGCAGUAUUUUGAUCAAUCCUCCGCCAUUACCUCCAAAAAAAUAUAGUUCACGUAGCGGAAUCAAACCACCCCCGAGGCCACCCCAUGGAGAUGGAUACUUUCAUUACGACUUUUUGGAAAGAGAAGAAACAUCGCCUUCACCUACUAGAAAAAUGCGUGGUAGUGAAUCUCCUAAAAAUUCAAGAAGUCGAUUCGAUGAUAAUUUCAGUCCACCACUUCCACAACUACCUAAAAGAUCUGAUACUAGCUCAUUUUCAAAUUCUAGUUUUGAAGAUUCAUUUAAUUCUAUAAUCCAAUCACCAAAAAUCAUAAAUACAUCAGCAUCAAAUAAGUCAGACAAAAAUUUGGAAAAUUUAACAAAAGAUAUAACAUUGAGUCAGCUUACAUCAACUUUCUUAACAGAUUUAGCAGAAAAUCUUGGAAUGUCAGUUGCGGAAGUAACGAGCUUAACCUUACAACAGUUAACAGAAUGUAUAGAAUUACUCGCUAAAAAAGAUAAAUCUGAUAAUAAUAAGACUUCAUUCUCAGAAUCAAUCUUAACUUCAUCAAAAAAUGUCAUUAAUGAUGCAAAUGCAAACAAUCAAAAAUCAAAAGAUAAAGAGACUUCGUAUGUAUCAAAAGAACCACUUUUCAAAGCUGCAUUUGAUUCAGUACCAAAAGUAGAAAAUUCAAAUAAUUAUGAUAAAUAUGCUGUUUUUCGAGAAUUGAUUGAAAUGGAGAAAGCCGACAAGGAUCUCGAUACUCCAACGUCGCACGAAGAUGAAGAAACUAUUACGCCAGAAAAUCAAGAGGAACCUGGGGAGCUUGAAGAUGACGCUCAAAGCGAUGAAAUAGAUGAAACAAUCGCUUCCCUAGUAAAUUUAACUGUUAAAUUGCCCCCUGUCGCUGAAAAUCAAUCGAAAGAAAUCUCGACAUAUUAUGAAAUGAAGUCAAGUGAGGAACGUAGCGAUUCUCCUAAGGAAAGCGAAGGAGGUGCUCCAGAAGAAAUUGAAUCUGAAGAUCAAUACCAAAGUAAAGAUAAUUUAAAGAAUGAUGAAUUAUCUUCCGAUUCAACAAAAGAUGUAAAAAUAGGAAAUGAUGAUAUAAAAGAAAAGCUUGAGGACAAGAAGACAUACGACGAGUUGCAAGAGUCAUCUGACACAUUCGUAAUCACGGCUGAAGAAGUUAAUGAGUUAUCUAGGAUUAUUCAUAAAAAAUUAGAAAGAAAAUCAUCAAUUACUUCGUCUAACGAUAGAUAUGCAGCAUUACGUGAAAUAAUUGAGGAAACCGAACAAGUGCCAUUGAAGGAUGCUAAUAUAUUAACUUCACCAAAUAAAAUGGUAUUGAAAUCUUCAGCUGAGGUAGAUUUACAAGGUUUGUUUUCAGAUAAUUUUGCUCAACAGACAAUAUCGAUAUCAGCGAAAGUAACAACGAAAAAAGAUGAAGAUAUAAAAUCUAAUGUUAUGGAUAUAUUUGAAGAAAUAAAAAUGUUAAAUUCAGAUGCGCAUCGCACCAAAGAUAAUAAGCCACUACCAUCUUCUAAUAUAGAUGCAAUGUUUGCUGCAUUUUCAGACCCGAAAGCAGAAAAAGAAAUCGCCGUAGAUGAUGAUAACUGGGCUCAAUUCGAAACAAAUACCUUUCAGUCUGAUAAAUCUGUAGUUGAAGGUCCAGGAUCCUUUGGAGGUACGUCUCCUUGGUCUCCUGAUGGUAAAGAAUUUAUUCGUGAAACACCUCUUAGAAGAAGUAUCCAUCGGCAUUCGGGUGAAAGUGAUUUUGAUUGGAAAGAUGACGAAAGCGAAGAAAGCAAUGGAAGAAUUAAAGGAGAAGGACCUCGAUAUUCAAGACACCCACGAUAUGACUUACCUCCUUUUGAAGAAGGUCCGUUUUAUGAAGAACCUGUAGAUGAAGAAAAAGAUCGAAUUUUCCGAGAGCGGAUAAGUCGUAAAACAAGAGGAGCACCUUGGAUAAAGGGUGGACACAGGCCACGAGAACCAAUGAGUUGGCAUGAUGAAGCGAGAUGGGAAGAAGAGCGCAGACGACAUAUACUUAGAAAAGGUCCGUACAAAAAUGAUGAAGAGUAUAGGACUUACUGGGCAAGUAGGCAAAAUCAGAGACCUUGGAAUGGUGAUCGAGAGGGUUUUUGGGAAACUGACCAUCCGUUCUAUGAGGAAGAUGGUAAACGAAGAAUUGGUAUGUGGACUGAUGAAGAACGAGAAAGUAGAGAAAGAUUUAGUAGUCAGGAAAGUAUGGGCUACGAUGAAGAUGAUAGAUAUUAUAGAAGGGAAUAUGAUAGACGAAGGUACGAAGAUGAUAGAUAUAGGAAAAAUCGUGGACUUGAAGGCCCAGAAUAUCCUCCAAGAGAAGCCUACAAAAAACAUGAUCCUCACUAUGUGCGGGAAGGACGAGAUAGACAUUACGAUUAUCCACCUAAUUGGGAAGAAGAAUACGUAUCCAAACGCCCGGAAGAUUCACCUAGAUAUCUUUCAAGAAAAAAACAUUGGCCGAAACGACCAAAUAGUGCAAAUGAAGGACGAGAAAUGAUAUAUAUGGACGCUAGACCAAAAUAUGCAAUGUCACGGUCCGAAUGUAGCGAAAGCGAUUCCGAUCCUUAUCACCGACCUUACAGAUCAAGAAGUCGAGAUAGUUAUUGGGGCAGCGAUCAAGAAUUUGAAAGUUGGGGAGAAAGAUCUUAUUGGUCAGAGAAUCCAGAUGCUAGAGGUGAAAGCUUACAUAGAAAACGAAUGAGCAGACACAGAGGACGACCUCAGCCAAAACUUCAAAGUUCUCAAUUCGAAGAUGACUUUACUCAAAGCGUUGAUCGCAAUGAACCGCCGAUAGAUCCAAUAAGCGCAGAACCACGUAUUCGUUCUGAUAUCGAAAUGAAACAACCGACAAGUCCACGAAGUCCACGAGGAGUGAAAGAUCAAGGAAGAAAAGAUCCAAAAGCUUAUAAAGCUUCUAGUUAUUUUGACGAUGACCUUACGCCCACUGCAAGUGCUUCUAGUGAUGCCUCUGAUAGACAAAGAAUAGGCUCUGAUUUGAAAGAAACACCAGAAGAACUACCUUCUGAAGUAAAAGAUCCUGUUGGAGAUGGUUUUGCUUCCGGUGAUAGUGGACGCGAUUCCUUUUUCAACGGCGAUCCAAGAUUCGAUGAUGAUGCUUUUGUAUUUCGUUCAGAACUAGAAGACCAAGUACCCGACCAACCCUUAAAAAAUUCUAGGCAUUUAAAAUAUUCAAAUAGCAAAGGAAAAGGAGAUCAGUAUAUUAAAAAGUCUGAGUCUGUAAACAUAUUUAGCCGAGAAAAUGAUCCAUUUGACGAUGAUGAGUUUUUCAAUUGAUCAAAACAAACGACUGAUUUCUUUCGUGCUACAAGACAUCGAAAAGGGAUCAGUUCAUCUUUAUCGCGUUCAUCUUUGCAUAACAUGUACGAAAUGCAACGCUCUUAUCCUUUUGGAUACAAGUGAAGUGCAUUUUGUAUUUGAGGCUGCGCAGGAGAAUAAUAUUUUUGUACCAAACGAAAACAAUCGUUCUUUUGCAUUUUCUUUCUGUAUUUAUUUUUUCUUUUUCGUUUUUUUUUUAUAAUGUAAAUAAUUUUGAUUUAAACUACAUUUUUAACUAUUAAAUAUGAUUUUAAAAGAAAUAACAUCAUUAUCAAUUAUUCAUGAGCAAUAUAACGAAUGAUGUAUUUUCAGAGAAAGAAUGUCAUGUGCAAUUUAGGGAAUUUUUGAAAAAGAUUUGUUGCGUGUGCAUAUGAUGCUAAUAUUGUUUAUCGUGUUUUUCAACUUUCAAAAAUUUUAUGUACUAUACUGUUAGUUAGAUGUUCAGCCAGCAGAGUUUUUAAUAUAUGAAUAAUAUAAAAGUGAAUUUCACAAUGAGAGUGGCUAAUAUUGUAGAAUAAAUAAGUUUUUUAGGCAAAUGAAAUUGUUUUCAUCCUGCAGUCGAUCUAUGAUAUCUCAAAUAUGUAUCGACUACGGUGAUAAAAAAGCCACACGUGACUGGAGUAAUAAUAUAUAAACUGAGUAAAAAGAGUGACUUACGUAAUAUGUACAUAGUUACAGAUAUUUGUAAUUCCAAUAAUAUUGUUAAUGUAGCAUUAUUGAAGCAGCCAUUGUAUAAAAUGUACAUUUCUUUAUUUAUUUUGAUAUGUAUUUAAAAUUUUUUAUUUAUGUAUGUAUUUAUUUGAAAUUAUAGUUAUUUAUUUAUUGUAUAAAUAGACUGUUAAUAUCUUCUUC
This is a messenger RNA of Phymastichus coffea, 6451 nucleotides long. RefSeq lists its product as uncharacterized. Bases 482 to 5557 code for a protein of 1691 amino acids. The record is from RefSeq and is a predicted model, not a curated record. The transcript is spliced from 7 exons. NCBI's taxonomy places the organism in Eukaryota, Metazoa, Arthropoda, Insecta, Hymenoptera, Eulophidae.